Molecule: messenger RNA, 2478 nt
Organism: Triplophysa dalaica
Lineage: Eukaryota; Metazoa; Chordata; Actinopteri; Cypriniformes; Nemacheilidae
Gene: ikzf5
Product: IKAROS family zinc finger 5
Exons: 4
Coding region: 370-1629 (419 amino acids)
Biological process (GO): regulation of transcription by RNA polymerase II
Molecular function (GO): DNA-binding transcription factor activity; RNA polymerase II cis-regulatory region sequence-specific DNA binding
Source: RefSeq, a predicted model, not a curated record
UUCACCCCGGCGUUUUCUUUUGUUUUGAUAUCGGAGAUCAUUACUUCGCUCCACCAAACAUCGUUUCCCAAUGACAUUGACAUUGUCCUAAAUAAUCCACUGAGCAUGUUUCAGGCCCGCCAGUUUGAUCUCAGAUGUAACGUUUAAGAUGUGUUUGACAGAAAUGGCUAAAACAGGCGUGAUAACUCGCUUCCGUUAGCUGAGCAUCACCAUGGAGCUUGACUCGAUCAGAUUGUUCUUCUAAUGUCUGCAUAGAAACGAUUGCCAUUCAGUACUCCCAACAAUCGAGUGUGUUUUUAAUUUUUCUGACACAUUUAUAAAGCUUGUUUGUACGUUUUAAGACAACAAAGGAAGACGGCAGAUCUUUCAAUGGGCGAAGAGAAGCCAGAGACAUUGGAUUUUGUGAAGGACUUUCAGGAGUACCUGAGUCAGCAGACCCAACAUGUCAACAUGAUAUCGGGCUCAGUCAUUGGAGUUAAAGAAGGAGAUGAGAUCCAAGGAGAUCUUGGCCAGAAUGGUCUGGAGCACCCGGCAGUGGAUAUUUCCUUGGAGGACAGUUCAGGGAUGUUGGUUGAUGGCUUUGAGAGAACAUACGAUGGUAAACUAAAGUGCCGCUACUGUAAUUAUGCCACAAGGGGCACUGCACGGCUGAUAGAGCACAUUCGCAUACACACAGGUGAAAAACCCCAUAGAUGCCACCUGUGUCCUUUCGCCUCAGCGUACGAGCGCCACCUUGAGGCGCACAUGCGCUCUCACACGGGUGAGAAGCCCUACAAGUGUGAGCUCUGUUCUUUCCGAUGCAGUGACCGCAGUAACCUUUCUCAUCACCGUCGUCGUAGACACAAACUCCUACCCAUGAAAGGUGCGCGGUCCUCUCUCUCUCACCGAAAGAUGCUAAGUGUCCUGCAGAAGAGAGGAAGCUCUCUGGGUUAUGGUCGCCGCCUGCUCAUCAACCUCAGCCCUCCAUCCAUGGUGUUGCAGAAGCCCGGUUCUGAGCAGCACCACUUGGGUGACUUCAGUCAUGAUUUACCUUCUCAUGCCCAUCUCCAUCAAGAAGCCUAUAAUGGCCUAGGAAAAGAUCCACAGGCUAGUGGAUCAAUGGGAGGUGGCUCCAGGGAGCACCAGGACAUGGUAUUGGACAACCCACUGAACCAGCUUUCCACUUUGGCAGGUCAACUCGCCAGCAUCCCACCGGAAGCUCAUGGAGCCCCAGUAUCUCCUGGAGCCGAAUCUCUGCCGGAUGAGAAACCAACAUUUCUCGUCCAGCAGCCUGUAAUGGCACCUGCUGCUGUCUCUGUCAGUGCAGCCCAAGCUUCCUCUCCCAUCACCCCGGAACCCAGACCGGCUGCGCACAGCGGCUGUAGCCCAGGUGUGGGGCCCUGCAGUGAGAGAACCAGCACUCCUAGUGGCACAAACAGCCAGCCGGGAACACCCACCAGAGUACAAGAUCCCCAGAUGCUUCACCACUGCCCCCACUGUCAUAUAUAUUUUCCCGACAACAUCCUCUACACCAUCCACAUGGGUUGCCAUGGUUAUGAGCACCCUUUUCAGUGUAACAUUUGUGGACACAGAUGCAGGAACAGUUAUGACUUUGCUUGUCACUUUGCAAGAGGCCAGCACAAACAGUGACAGCUCUGAGUGGUACUGGCCCUUUUUUCCCAUUUUACAUGAAAAUGAAGUUGAAGUGUUUGUAACAUUCCAAAGACAAUAUUAGGUGACCAGGCUUUGUGUAAAUAUGUAAUUUUCUUUUGUCAAUAAAGCACAUGUGGAGUGUACACUUCGGAGAAAAGGACAGAAGAUAUCAAAAGACAUGUCUAAUUCAAGGGCCUGAGAUUUGACACGGCUGACGUGCCACAAUAUUUAAAAGUGCCAGAGUUUAGUUAUCAGUGCCUACAGAUGGUUUCCAAAAGUUGAGACUAUCAAAAGUCUGGAUUUAAAAUUUGUUUUGAAGUUAUGAAUUCAUGCAGCAAACAUUUUCAUUAGAAGUUUUAUUGCUCUUCUGUUUCAGUAUAAGCAAAAAUGUAAUUGCCAGAUUUGAUCAUUCUGAUCCUAUUUUAUUUAUUAAAAGGUAUUAAUAAGGUAAAUUAUUAACAAUAUUGAUUGCUUACUGGUUGAGACCUGUAUUAUUAUUUAAUUGAAUCAAACAUAUUAGUAUAGUGUAGGUAAGUGUCCCAUAAGAUUGUUGUCCACAUCUCAGUGGCCUGAGAUUUACAUGAUACACUAGCUAUUAAAAGCAGUGUUGAGACUUGUGUUUGAGGAGUGAGAUCACACUGUUUAAAACUACCUUCUCUCUCAUUACAACCACCAGUGCCAUGCUGUAGAUGUAGUUUGUAAUGUUUUUGGAAAUGUCUGUGGUGCUACAAUAAAAACGUUUCAUAUGCCUGUCUGCAUAGUGAAGUUAUCAGAUAAGUAUUGUAUAACAUGUUUUAGUGAAUUUGAUGUUUAAUGUCAAUAAAACUGAAUAUAUGUUGUGUACUA